Molecule: messenger RNA, 3072 nt
Organism: Laetiporus sulphureus 93-53
Lineage: Eukaryota; Fungi; Basidiomycota; Agaricomycetes; Polyporales; Laetiporaceae
Product: coatomer beta
Exons: 10
Coding region: 119-2665 (848 amino acids)
Biological process (GO): intracellular protein transport; retrograde vesicle-mediated transport, Golgi to endoplasmic reticulum; endoplasmic reticulum to Golgi vesicle-mediated transport
Cellular component (GO): COPI vesicle coat
Molecular function (GO): structural molecule activity; protein binding
Source: RefSeq, a predicted model, not a curated record
CACGUACUCUGCAAGUUUCAGCCUUGGAGAACGUAGCCUAGUCCUCACCGCCCCGUGCGAGAUCUCAUAUCACGGCCUUGCAACAACUGACACGUACUGGACCUCACCGGAGGAGAAGAUGUUGCUGGACGUGAACAGAAAGCUGUUUGCUCGCUCGGAUCGCGUCAAGGGCGUGGACUUCCACCCUACGGAGCCAUGGCUGCUCACGGGUCUCUACAACGGCACAGUCAACAUCUACAACGUCGAGACUGGCGCGAUUGUCAAGACAUUCGAAGUCUCCGAGGUGCCUGUUCGCUGCGUGCGCUUCAUUCCCCGGAAGAACUGGUUCGUGGCAGGCUCGGACGACUUCCAACUCCGUAUCUUCAACUACAACACGCAUGAGAAGGUCACCGCGUUCGAGGCGCACCCGGACUAUAUCAGAUGCCUCACCGUGCACCCGACGGCAAGCAUUGUCCUGACGGGCAGCGAUGACAUGACGAUCAGAGCAUGGGACUGGGAAAAGCAGUGGAGGUGUAUACAAACGUACGAAGGCCAUACUCAUUACAUCAUGAACAUCGCCAUCAACCCGAAAGACCCGAACACUUUCGCGUCGUCCUGUCUCGAUCGGACAGUGAAGAUGUGGUCAUUAGGCUCCUCGACACCCAACUUUACCCUCGAGGCGCACGACAAGGGUGUCAACUAUGUCGAGUUCUACCCUGGCGCGGACAAGCCGUACCUGGUGACCGCAAGUGACGACAAGACGGUGAAGAUAUGGGACUAUCUUAGCAAGAGUUGCGUUCAGACUCUUGAGGGCCACACUAACAAUGUCCUUUUCGUCGUCUUCCACCCGAACCUUCCGCUUAUCAUCAGCGGCGGGGAGGAUGGGACGGUAAAGCUGUGGAACAGCGGGACGUACAGGCUAGAAAACACACUCAGUUACGCUUUGGAGCGCGCUUGGUGCAUUGCAUUGCGCAAGACGUCGAACGAGAUCGCUGUUGGCUAUGAUGAGGGCAUCGUGGUCGUGAAGUUGGGCCGUGACGAACCGACAUACAGCAUGGACCCCUCCGGCAAACUCAUCUACACCCGCAACAACGAGGUUCUGUCCGCGAACCUGCAGACCGUCCAGGACGAGGCCUUCGUGGAGGGCAACCGGAUACAUCUGUCGCUCAAGGAACUUGGCACGACGGAAAUCUUCGCAACGUCGCUCAUGCAUUCGCCGAAUGGGCGGUUCGUUACCGUUGUCGGCGACGGCGAGUACAUCGUGUACACCUCACUCGCGUGGCGGAACAAGGCAUUCGGCAGCGGGAACUCGUUCGCAUGGGCGGGCGACUCGAACACGUACGCGGUGCUGGAGGGGCGGACGAAGGUGCGCGUUUACAAGAACUUCCGCGAGCGCGCGGGUGCGCCGAUGAAGGGUGCAGGGUCGUGGAGCAUCGACGGGCUGCAUGGCGGGACGCUGUUGGCAGCACGGGGAAGCGGGUUCGUUGUGUUCUGGGAUUGGGAGACUGGAGAGAUCGUGCGUAGGAUCGAAGCGGAUGCCAAAAAUGUCUUCUGGUCGGGCACAGGCACGCUGGUGACCAUUGCCACUGACGAGUCGUUCUAUGUACUGCGUUUCGAUCGGGACGCGUACAAUGCGAAGUUGGAGGCAGGCGCGGAGAUUGGGGACGAGGGUGUCGAGGAGGCGUUCGAACUCGUCGCUGAGAUUCCUGAUGCCGUGCGGACGGCGAAGUGGAUUGGCGACUGCUUUAUUUACACCACGGCCGCGAAUCGAUUGAAUUACUUCGUCGGUUCGGAGUCCUACACUAUCACACCAUUCGACACACCGUUGUACCUCCUCGGCUUCUUGCCUUCACAUAACCGUGUGUACCUUGCGGAUAAGGACAUGUACGUGUACAGCUAUGCCUUGUCAUUGAGCCUGGUCGAGUAUCAAACGGCGGUUUUGCGAGGCGACAUGGACGCUGCUACAGAAAUCCUCCCUACUGUUCCGAAAGAGCAGAGGAACAAGGUCGCGGCAUUCUUGGAAGGCAGAGGACUCAAGGAACUUGCAUUGCAGGUCACAACCGAUCCGGAUCACAAGUUUGAUCUGUCGCUGCAGCUCGAUGAUCUCGAUGCCGCAGUCGAGAUUGCGAGGACCAUUCCCGAGCUGGAGGCGGAGUCGAAGUGGAAGGCGAUCGGAGACCGAGCGCUGGCCGUGUGGCGCUUCGACCUUGCGCGGGAAAGCUUCGAGAAGGCCGGCGAUCUGAGUGCGCUGAUGCUGCUAUUGCUAUCAAUCGGCGAUAGAGAUGGUUUGGCGAAGCUAGCUGUUAUAGCAGAGGAGAAAGGGCAGAACAACCUCGCAUUUGCAUCCUUGCUGCAACUUGGUGAUGCGAAGCCAUGUGUUGACCUGCUCAUCAAGACGCACCGAGCGCCUGAGGCUGCGAUUUUUGCGCGCGCGUAUUCCCCGAGUAAGGUUCCCGAGGCAGUGUCAGCGUGGCGGGCGGAGCUCAAGGCGAAGAACCGCCCGAAGCUCGCUGCUGCGGUAGCGGAUCCCCACGACAACCCGGAACUAUUUGAAGAAGGGUGGGAAGCGGCGCUGAAGCGUGAGCAGGGCGAGGAAGCUUCGACGGAGGCUGAACCUGCGCCGCGCGUGAACGGGGAUGCAGAAGAGGAGACUGCGGACGCGGUCGAGCCUGCAGAGGAGGAGUAGCGCUGAUUCCGUUGCUUGACGAGUCUCGGCAAGGCAGCUUCGCAAGGAGCAUAUGGCGUCUGUGGUCUGGUACAGACGAAAAACGAUGCUAUCUCCAAGGACGUUUCCGGUAGGCAAUGCUGUGGCUAGUGUAGAGUUUAUUUAUCUCUCGGUGGCGGAUGACAUCUCAAUCAUGCACUGCUAUCGGCGACACCUGGCGACAGGUGCGAGCGUGGUGAGCACCCUACGUUUCUCGCCACGAACUGCCUUGCGGCAGCUGCAAGACGUAACAAGAUAAAUGCUCGAAUCCAUGGCAUCUAUCGGCGAGCAGCCCUUUUAUAAGAGGGCAGAGGGUCAAACAUUGAGCGUUGAAUACGGCGGCCUUAGUACGAAAUAGUUCACCGAGAAUAGGUUACUGUGGUGUUAUG